AUGUCCUUGAGGUCUAUUCAGAGCCUCUACUCAGGGGCCAGAAUACCUAUUAGAACAUUUUCAUCUACUGUAAAUAGAUUCCAACAACAACCACCCCAACCAAGCUCUCAAGCACAAGCACAGGCACAAAACCAAGCACAAGGUCAAGCACAAGCACAGGCUCAGGCUCAGGCUCAGACGAAACCAAAAUUGGAUGGCGUUGAUGCCGUCUCAGGAAGACCCUUAAUCCCCAAUAAAAAGCAUGAAGAUCCACAAAAUAGCAAUAGUAAUGUAAGGAGUUUCUCAUAUCCUAUCCCAUCUGACUUAGGGUUACAAUUGCCUAAGAUGGAUGCGAGAUUAGAAAGAUUGAGAGUCGUUCCAAGUUUGCAAACUUUCUAUGGUGGUAACCCAGGCCAUGAUUAUACCAUGAACAGACUCAACCAGGUGGUAAGAAAGUACAUCAACUUACCAACCAAGGUUUCCGAUGCCAAGACUCAAAAAGAACAGAAGAGAUUUAUUAACUUCGAAGAGUAUAAAGAGAAGAUUGGCGGUGGUACCAGAUUGAAACCACUUCACCAUAAAGAUUUAACCACAGUUUUGCAAAGAUUGAGAUCCAUUGAACCUCAGUUGAUGCCUGAAGAAGUCCAGACCGUCUUGAAUGAGUUCACCUAUGUGGGAGGAUCGGAGUCUCAAAGGGCCAAGGUCUUGAAGACUUUAGAUGAAUUCGGUAGGAGUUUGUCUCAUGGUAGAAGAAAGACUUCUAAGGCUAGAGUCUACCUUGUUAAGGGAGAAGGAGAAAUCAUAAUUAACGGUAGAUCGUUCAUGGACUACUUCCCUUAUGACAAGCAUAGGUCCAGAAUUAACUACCCCUUCGUUACCGUUGCCCAAGAAGGUCAAUACAACGUAUUUGUAGAAGUUGUAGGUGGAGGUAUUGGUGGCCAGUGUGAAGCAAUCAUGUACGGUAUCGCAAAGGGUUUGAUCAUACAUAACCCAUUACUCAAGUCUAGAUUAAGCGCCGCCGGGCUCAUGACAAGAGAUGCUAGAAAGGUUGAAAGAAAGAAACCAGGUAAGCUUAAGGCAAGAAAGAUGCCAGCCUGGGUUAAACGUUAG
Molecule: messenger RNA, 1089 nt
Organism: Dujonia railenensis
Lineage: Eukaryota; Fungi; Ascomycota; Pichiomycetes; Serinales; Debaryomycetaceae
Source: the annotation of a GenBank genome assembly